This is a messenger RNA of Fraxinus pennsylvanica, 2157 nucleotides long. The record is from the annotation of a GenBank genome assembly. NCBI's taxonomy places the organism in Eukaryota, Viridiplantae, Streptophyta, Magnoliopsida, Lamiales, Oleaceae.
AUGAACGACCUUGACUUCAAACGAGACAAAGAUAUUGCAAAAGAUUUUCUACUCAACUUUGCAGAUCUGAAUGGCGAAGCUAAAUAUAUGAAAGUUCUCCAAGAUGUUGCAAAUCGCUCAACUAAGGCCAUCCAGAUCGAGCUUGAAGAUUUAAUUGAUUAUAAGGACUCGGAUGAAGAAUUUUUGAGGCGGGUCACUGAAAAUACGCGAAGAUAUGUUGGAAUAUUUGCAAAUGCCGUCGAUGAGCUACUGCCUGAGCCUACAGAGGUUCUUCCAGACGAUGACCAUGAUAUUCUGAUGACCCAGAGGUCGGAGGAAGGAACUGAGAAUGCGGACGGUUCUGAUCCCCGACAGCAGAUGCCUCCUGAAAUAAGGCGAUUUUUUGAGGUCUAUAUACGAGCAUCUUCAAAAGGGAGACCUUUCACAAUUAGGGAGGUCAAAGCUUCGAAUAUUGGUCAACUUGUCAGGAUAUCCGGCAUUGUGACUCGUUGUUCAGAUGUCAAACCAUUAAUGCAAGUUGCUGUAUACACAUGUGAAGAGUGCGGAUUUGAAAUCUACCAGGAGGUUACUGCUCGGGUAUUUAUGCCUCUAUUUGUGUGCCCAUCCAAACGCUGCAGUACAAAUCAAACAAAAGGAAACCUCAUUCUCCAACUCAGAGCAUCAAAAUUUUUGAAGUUCCAGGAGGCCAAAAUUCAAGAGCUAGCUGAACAUGUUCCGAAAGGUCACAUUCCUCGAUCAAUGACGGUUCAUUUUAGGGGAGAACUCACCAGAAAGGUAGCUCCUGGCGAUGUUGUUGAACUGUCAGGCAUAUUUCUUCCAAUUCCAUACACCGGAUUUAGAGCAAUGCGAGCUGGCUUAAUUGCUGAUACAUACUUGGAGGCCAUGUCUAUCAACCAUUUCAAGAAAAAAUAUGAAGAGUAUGAAUUUAGAGGAGACGAGGAAGAACAAAUUGCACGCUUAGCCGAGGAUGGUAAUAUUUACAAUAAACUGGCAAGGUCAUUAGCCCCUGAAAUUUAUGGGCAUGAAGAUAUUAAAAAAGCCCUUCUUCUUCUCUUAGUUGGUGCUCCUCAUAGAAAGUUAAAGGAUGGGAUGAAGAUUAGAGGAGAUCUCCACAUCUGUUUGAUGGGUGAUCCCGGGGUAGCAAAAAGUCAGCUUCUCAAGCACAUAAUUAAUGUUGCACCUAGAGGUGUGUAUACCACUGGUAAAGGAAGUAGUGGAGUUGGUCUAACUGCUGCUGUUCAGAAGGAUCCAGUGACAAAUGAAAUGGUCUUAGAAGGCGGAGCAUUGGUACUAGCAGAUAUGGGUAUAUGUGCCAUUGAUGAGUUUGACAAGAUGGAUGAAUUAGAUCGUACAGCAAUACAUGAAGUAAUGGAGCAGCAGACUGUUAGCAUCGCGAAGGCUGGGAUCACUACAUCUUUGAAUGCACGGACGGCUGUCCUUGCUGCUGCCAAUCCAGCUUGGGGAAGAUACGACCUAAGGAGGACCCCGGCUGAAAAUAUCAAUCUUCCUCCAGCUCUUCUAUCAAGAUUCGAUCUUCUGUGGUUGAUCCUAGAUCGAGCAGAUAUGGAUACUGAUCUUGAAAUGGCUAGGCAUGUUGUCUAUGUCCACCAGAAUAAAGAGUCCCCGGCUCUUGGGUUCACUCCACUUGAACCUUCUAUCCUAAGGGCAUAUAUCUCAGCUGCAAGAAAACUGUCUCCUUCAGUCCCAAAGGAGCUGGAGGAAUAUAUAGCCAGUGCAUAUUCCAGCAUCAGACAAGAAGAAGCGAGAUCGAAUACCCCUCAUUCUUAUACAACCGUUAGAACUCUACUCAGCAUUCUUAGGAUAUCAGCUGCUCUUGCUAGACUCCGGUUCUCUGAUACCGUUGCUCAGAGUGAUGUCGAUGAGGCACUUAGAUUAAUGCAAAUGUCAAAAUUCUCUUUGUAUUCCGAUGACCGCCAGAGAUCUGGUUUGGAUGCAAUUUCUGAUAUUUAUUCAAUCUUACGCGAUGAAGCUGCAAGGACUAACAAGAUGGAUCUGAGCUAUGCUCAUGCACUUAACUGGAUUUCGAGAAAGGGAUACAGCGAAGCCCAGUUGAAAGAAUGUCUAGAGGAAUAUGCAGCCUUGAAUGUGUGGCAGAUCCAUCCAAACACUUUCGACAUCCGUUUCAUUGAUGCUUGA